Molecule: messenger RNA, 1488 nt
Organism: Tetrahymena thermophila SB210
Lineage: Eukaryota; Ciliophora; Oligohymenophorea; Hymenostomatida; Tetrahymenidae
Product: tesmin TSO1-like CXC domain protein
Exons: 2
Biological process (GO): regulation of DNA-templated transcription
Cellular component (GO): nucleus
Source: RefSeq, a predicted model, not a curated record
AUGUCAGCCAACGAGAAUUAAGAUUAAAAAGCCAAGUAGGAAUAAGUACCUUAGGGUGAAGAGAAAGUUAAUUCAGAUCCUACCAAUAAUAUUAAUAAUAAUAAUAAUUAGGAAAGUUUAACUAUUUCAAAGCUUUUCGCUGACUCUCCUGCGGGUAAAAAAAGUGAUUUGUUUCAUGGAGGUUAAAGCGGGAAUUCAAUGGGAUUUUACUCUUACGUAAGAGAAAAUUUGCAUUUAACUCCAUAAAAUCUAAACAACUCUAUCAAUACAAAUGAUAUAAAGCUAAAUCGUCCUCCUAUGUUGAGCAUUUGGUCUGAUAAUGACUUCAUGAAAAAUAAAACUUAUAAUGUUUUGGAUGCUUUAUUAUAAAGCGUGGGAUAAGAUUUUUCUGAAUUAACAACAAGAAGCGGCAUAAAUGGUGUGAAUUAGUUUCACAAUCCUUUAGAUUAAUUUGGAUUAACUAACAGCCUUUUAGUAGAUCCAUUAGGAUAAAACAACAGUGCUAAUUUUGAUAUAUUUAAUAGGUUCAAAGAUUCUACAAAUUUAUUGAAUUCUUCAAUUAUACAACAUGAAUAUUAAAGAUAAAUUAAGGAAAAGCUAGAAGAAUAAUAAAAAAUUAAUGAAGAAAAACAAUUAUAGGAAAAACUAAAGCAGGAAAAAUUAAUUGCAUAAAAAUAAAAUGGAUCAAACGAAGGAACUGAAUGCUAAAACGGUGAAAAUGAUAGCGAUAAUAUUAACGAUUCAGAAUAAAAAGCUAGAGAAGGAUGUCGUUGCAAGAAUUCAAAGUGUCUAAAACUUUAUUGUGAAUGCUUCGCAAAAGGAGCUUACUGUCGUGAUAUUUGUAAAUGUUUGUAGUGCAGCAAUACAGAAGAAUGUGAAAAUGAAAUAAAGGAAGCGAGAAAGGUGACUCUCACUCGUAAUCCAGACGCGUUCACUUCUAAACUUGAAGUGGUUGGAACUAUUGUCUAAGAUGAAGAUAUUGAAGCAAAUAGAGGUAUGUUAGGUUACAAAAAAGGCUGCAAGUGUAAAAGAACCUAUUGCAAAAAGAAAUAUUGUGAAUGUUACAAUGCUGGAGUAAAAUGUUCAUAUUUGUGUAUAUGUGAAAAUUGUCACAACUAAGAAGAUGACCCUAGUAAAGAAAAAGAUAAUGCCGCCGAAUAAUAAGUCCAUAAAAACCCAAACCACGCUGGAGGAGUAGCAAAUACUAACUAAGCUUGCACUUCAAACAACAGUAAUAGUACAUAAGAUGGAAAAGUAACAUCUGACUAAUCUUUAGAAUAUAAUGUUUAGCAAUAUUCAACUGCUAAAAAGAAAAUAAAAACUAAUUAAUACGAUGAGCCAGACAACUACGAAAAUCAUCAAUUAAGCACAGAUGAAAAAAUAAACUUCCAGUUCACACCAAAUUUUUCUCAUAACAAUAAAACAAUAGAUCCAAGUAGUAUAUAGAUAAAAGGAAUUUAAUAUACAGAUUAUAACUAUAAUUCAUGA